This is a messenger RNA of Lytechinus pictus (painted urchin), 495 nucleotides long. Its product is annotated as prostatic spermine-binding protein-like. Lineage: Eukaryota; Metazoa; Echinodermata; Echinoidea; Temnopleuroida; Toxopneustidae. The record is from RefSeq and is a predicted model, not a curated record. Bases 1 to 495 code for a protein of 164 amino acids. The transcript has 3 exons.
AUGCCGGCUCCUGAUGUUGUUGAUUAUGAUGAUGAUAAUAAUGAUGGUAAUGAGGAGGAUAACAAUGAUGUUGCUGAUGGUGAUAAAGAUGAUGAUGAUAGUGAUGUUGUUGGUGAUGGUGAUGAUGAUGGUGGUGUUGUUGGUGAUGAGAAUCAGGAGGAGGAGAAAAACGAUGAAAAUGAUGUUGAUGGUAAUGAAGAUGAUGAUGAUCAUGUUGAUGGUGGUGGUGAUGUUGUUGAUGAUGAGGACGAGGAGAAGGAUGAUAUUGAUGAUGAUGAGAAGGAGGAUAAUUAUGAUGAUAAUAAUGAUGGUGAUGAAGGUGAGGAGGAGGAUUAUGAUGAUGAUUUCGAUUAUGAUGAUGGUGGUGGAGGUGGUGGAGGGGGUGGUGACAAUGAUUAUGAUGAUGGGGAGGGGGAUAAUGAUGAUGAUGAUGAUGAUGAAGAUGAUGAGGUUGAUGGAGAUGACAACGAGGAGGAUGAUGAAAAUGAUUAUUAG